Sitodiplosis mosellana (orange wheat blossom midge) is the source of this 1532-nucleotide messenger RNA. RefSeq names its product homeotic protein empty spiracles-like. Gene Ontology annotation, biological process: neuron differentiation; regulation of DNA-templated transcription; central nervous system development. Lineage: Eukaryota; Metazoa; Arthropoda; Insecta; Diptera; Cecidomyiidae. The coding region runs from base 244 to 1089 and encodes 281 amino acids. Gene Ontology annotation, molecular function: DNA binding; DNA-binding transcription factor activity, RNA polymerase II-specific. The transcript is spliced from 3 exons. The record is from RefSeq and is a predicted model, not a curated record.
UCUACACAUCGUCCGAAAAAAUAAAACAAUCUCUGUUGCGCUGAGUGAGAAAUAUUUUCGAAACAAAAUUUCAAGUGUGUGAUGCACAAAAUAAAAUCGAUCACAACGCACGUGUAACAUUUAAGCUACGAACACUUUUGUUUAUCAAUCAGUGAAAUUUGAACAGAAAAAAAAUCUCAACAACAAACAAUCGGUGGAUUUUGUGAUUUGUUUUAAGUCAAAUAGAAGAAAGAAAAAAAUAUAAUGUUGCAAACAAUGCCAACCAAUGUGCCAAAAAUGAGUUCAAAUUUUAGCAUUGAAUUGCUGCUGAAGAGCGAUUCAAGUGUGGAAAAGGAUGUAAAACUCCAGAAAUGUGUAACAAAACCAACAAUCUCACCGAUCGAAUUGCCUCUAAAGUCCGCUUCGAUUUCGGACGAUUUUAGCCGAGAAGUGAGCCCAGUUAAUCAAAUUCCCGAUACUAGUGAUAUUCCCGCUCGUUUUAUAAACUGUGCGCCACAACAUAGACUACCCAAUCAUGGUAUGCAACAUCCAUAUCAACAGCCACAGUUGCCAUUUACACCGUCCGAUAAUUUAUUAUCCCUAAAUGCAAUGCAACAACAUCAACAAAUCCUCAACACUCAAUUACAAAUGGCAGCUGCUCUAAAUUAUCAAUAUAAUGCAUCGAUGCAGCCGCAGGCGAUGAACUUUUCGCAAAUUUUAGGCAAUAAUUUCCAUCGUACCUCUUAUCAUAUGCAACGAUUUCCAUAUGGAUACGGCAGUGGUGAUUUCCUAUUGCACCCGUACCGAAAACCAAAGCGUAUUCGAACAGCAUUCGCGCCAUUACAGUUACUUGAAUUAGAGAAUGCAUUUGAAGGCAAUCAAUAUGUUGUAGGAUCAGAACGAAAAGCAUUGGCCAAACAGCUACAUCUCACAGAAACUCAGGUUAAGGUUUGGUUCCAAAACCGAAGAACGAAACACAAGCGCAUGCAACAAGAGGGCAACAAUAGCACGGGCAACAAAAAUCUAAAUCGCAGCCUAAGUGAUGAAGACGACAGCAGUCAAUGUAUGGAUGAUGAAGAAAUUAACGUGGACGACACCCAAUUCAACUGAUCUGAUUUACCUGAUUUAAAACAAAAACAACAACAAGAACAUAAAAACAGCACCACAUUGUUUUUCUGUGUACGAUUCUACUACCAUUUGUCGAAUGAUAUAAGCCGAAUUGUAUGCGAAUCAAAUUGAAACAAAAACAACGAUCGGCACUAUAUUCUCAAAACCAAACGAAAAGAAGAAGAAGAAAAACACAUCGCACCAUGCAAUGUAGACGUCGUCGAUCAGUAUUUUAAGCCAAACGAAGUACGAAUUAUAUUAUUUAUACCCAUGAAAGAAAAAAUGAAAGAAAGAAAGACUGUAUACCAUGAAUUAUAUUGGCAGAUUACGAUGCAUUUUAUGUACAUAUAUAUAUAUAUAUAUGAUAAGUUUCUAUAUGUAAUGCGGGUAAUUUCUGUAUAUUUAUUUUGAAUAAUUAAAAUAUAAUGAGAACUAUUAGAACUAUU